Molecule: messenger RNA, 3324 nt
Organism: Letharia lupina
Lineage: Eukaryota; Fungi; Ascomycota; Lecanoromycetes; Lecanorales; Parmeliaceae
Exons: 8
Coding region: 1-3324 (1107 amino acids)
Cellular component (GO): kinesin complex
Molecular function (GO): protein binding
Source: RefSeq, a predicted model, not a curated record
AUGUCUCGCAUCAUUGAUAAGCUGCGAGGUAAGCGCGCUGUCUCGCGAGGAGAUCGGACGACCGAGGGGACGGUCGGAGAAUUAACAGACAGUUUAUCAGCCUCAAACCUGCUAGACCCUGAAGGCUCCCAAGGCCCCGAUGGCCCCGAUGGCCUGGGCCCGAAAGUCUGGAGCGAGCCUUCUGUGGACCACGGGCCGCUCGUCGACAUCGUCUUCGUUCACGGCUUGACCGGCAAACGCACAAAGACUUGGCUGGCUGAUGGAGCUGCACGGCCGUGGCCUCAAGAACUGCUCUCCAAAAAAAUACCAGAAGCCCGUAUUAUCACAUACGGUUACAACGCCGACGUCGUCCACUUCAUCAAGCCGGCGGGACAGAACACGGUCCGCGAACAUGCCAAGAAUCUCGUCGGAGAUUUGACCAGUCUUCGGCGUCGAACAUCAUCAUUUCGGCGGCCUCUCAUUUUUGUAGCUCACAGUCUGGGAGGCUUGGUCUGUGAACAGGCCAUCGUACUGUCAAAUCAUGAUUUCGAGGCAGAACAUCAACUUUCAGACUCGCUGCAUGGCAUCGUCUUCCUAGGAACCCCACACGCUGGCUCUGAUAUGACCAAAUUUGCUCUUGCAUUAAGCUACAUCAUCAAACUCAGUUUGGUUAAAAAUCCCAAUACAAGCAACAUUGCUGUGUUGAAAAAAGACUCUGAAGUUCUAGCUGAUAUCCAGGACUCUUUCAUGAAAGCGAUCACCGGACGGCAAGUACAGGGCAAGAAGUCUCUAGCGAUUCAUUGUUGUACCGAAGAGAAUCCAGUACAAGGCUUAGGUCGCCGUGUCGUGGAGCCUGCUUCGGCACGGUUUCCAGGCCCCUGCACGUCAAACACCAUCCCUGCUGACCACAUGAGCAUGACUAAAUUCCAUCACCCGGCCCAAGUCGGAUAUGCGCGAUUGUCUGAUAGAUUGAGGGAAUGGGUUGACGAGAUUCAGGAAGUACCUUCAAGCACACAUAUAGCCCAUCAAAUUUUACCGCAACCAGGUGCUGUUGUUGUGAUGCCAUUUGCGCAGGACAAAGACUUUGUUGGGCGUGAGGAUAUCUUAAUGAGUCUUGAUGAGGGGUUCUCCCAGUCGACAUCUCUUCGACGGAUGGCCUUGGCAGGUUUGGGCGGUAUCGGCAAAUCCCAAAUUGCCAUUGAAUACGCAUAUCGACUGCGAAAAAAAUGGCCGGCAAGAUCUGUGUUCUGGGUCCACGCCAACAAUGCUGCUCGCUUUGAACAGAGCUAUCGGAAUAUCGCUACCGCCACCAAGAUCCCCGGCAUCGAGGACCCCAAAGUCGAUGUUUUGAAUCUGGUGUCUCAAUGGCUGGGCAGCUCCGAAAGUGGUGAUUGGCUUUUGAUUCUCGACAACGCGGAUGAUGCAGAUAUGUUUUUCGGCCCGCUUGUAGGCCCCACGACUCAGAGUGAUGCAGCAAGUAUCGAACCUCCAUGCUUGUCACGGUUUUUACCUCAAACAGGAACCGGAUCAAUACUGGUAACAUCCAGAGACGAGGGCACAGCGUUCCGUCUCACUGGAGGACGGAAACAAGUGCUGCGGGUCGACAUCAUGUCAGAGGAUGAUACCAUGGCAUUACUUACCAACAAGUUGCCCGAAGACCCCUCGGAUAACUCUGCAAAGAAAGAAUUGAUCAUCGAACUUGGCUCAGUACCACUGGCGGUCACUCAAGCCUCAGCGUACAUCACUGUCCAAGGUUCGAGGAUGACGGUGGCAAAGUAUCUUCAAUUGCUGCGACAUGAUGAGAAGAAUCAGAUAGACCUACUCAGCAAAAACGAGGUAGACCUUCGAAGAGAUCCUGGAGUCCCAAAUUCGGUCAUCAGAACAUGGCAGAUUUCCUUCUCGCAGAUCAAAGAUCAAAACCCAGCUGCAGCUGACCUCUUAUCAUGCAUGUGUAUGCUUGAUCGGCAAGGGAUUCCCGAAUUCCUGUUCUGUGAAGAUGGCGAUCAGUCUCUGAACUUUGAAGAGGCUAUUGGAACUCUGCUUCGAUUCUCGUUUGUGAUCGAAGAGAAGGGAAACAAAGCGUUCGCAAUCCAUCGACUUGUGCAGCUUGCAACGAGGAAAUGGCUUGAAGCAUAUGGAGAGAUGGGGAAAGCUCAAGAAGAGGCUCUGAGACUAAUCUCGGACCAUUAUCCAGUAGGCACAUACGAAAACUGGACAGUAUGUGAAGCUCUGGAACCACAUGCGCAAGUUGUCCUGAAGUACACCUAUGACUCAGAAGCUUGCAAACUUCAGCAAUCGGACAUCCUUUACAACGGGGCUUCCUACGCUGGCGAUCAGGGGAGGUUCAACAUUACGGAGGAAAAGGUACAAAAAGCCAUAGAUAUCCAAAUGAUGUGUCUGGAUUCAGACGAUUCAAUCACCUUAAGUAGUCUUCAUCGCCUCGCCGCGACAUAUCGGAAACAAGGUCGGUGGACUGAGGCGGAGGCACUGAAUAUACAGGUGCUAGAGAUAAGAAAAAGAGUAUUAGGAGCCGAGCAUGAAAACACGCUGACCACCAUGGGCAAUCUGGCAUUGACGUAUCAGGAACAAGGUCGGUGGACUGAGGCGGAGGCACUGAAUAUACAGGUGCUAGAGAUAAGAAAAAGAGUAUCAGGAGCCGAGCAUCAAAACACGCUGUUCACCAUGGGCAAUCUGGCAUUGACGUAUCAGGAACAAGGUCGGUGGAGUAAGGCGGAGGCACUUGAAGUGCAGGUGCUAGAGAUACGUACAAGAGUAUUCGGAGUCGAGCAUCCAGACACGCUGAUCACUAUGAACAAUCUGGCAUCGACGUAUGGGGAUCAAGGACGGUGGACUCAGGCGGAGGAACUUGAUGUGCAGGUGCUAGAGAUACGUAAAAGAGUAUUAGGAGUCGAGCAUCCAGGUACGCUGACCACCAUGGACAAUCUGGCAUUGAUGUAUUCAAGCCAAGGCCGGUGGAUUGAGGCGGAGGCACUGAACGUGCAGGUGCUAGAGACGAGGAGAAGAGUAUCGGGAGCCGAGCAUCCAGACACGCUGACCACCAUGAACAAUCUGGCAUCGACGUAUUUUAAUCAAGGACGAUGGACUCAGGCGGAAGAACUUGAAGUGCAGGUGCUAGAGAUGAAGAGAAGAGUAUUGGGAGCCGAACAUCCAGAUACACUGAUCGCCAUAAACAACCUUGCCUAUACUUAUCGCAGUCUCAAUCGUCACAACGAAGCAAUCACAUUGAUGGAGCAAGCUGUGGAGCUAAGGACAAAGAAUCUAGGGGCAAAUCAUCCUCACACGAUUUCUUCAAUCGAUACACUGGCAGGCUGGAGAGACAGUUGA